Molecule: messenger RNA, 255 nt
Organism: Clunio marinus
Lineage: Eukaryota; Metazoa; Arthropoda; Insecta; Diptera; Chironomidae
Source: the annotation of a GenBank genome assembly
AUGAAAACAUUUCCCCUCCUUAUUACUUUUGAUGGGUCCCAAUACGAAGAAAUUCAAGAGGCAAAAUGCGGCUUCAAAAGAAACGACGAUGACAACGACAACGUCGGCGUCUCUUAUCGAAAACGAACAUCGAAUGGUAUGGUGGAAAGAAAAAUAAAAAAAAGUAAUGCUUUGAAUCCAAAAAGAUCAUCAAAUGUUCAUGGCACGCAAUCAAAUUUAACGGCAUCCCCCUUCUUUAUAUUACCGUUCCAUUGA